Molecule: messenger RNA, 722 nt
Organism: Neoarius graeffei (lesser salmon catfish)
Lineage: Eukaryota; Metazoa; Chordata; Actinopteri; Siluriformes; Ariidae
Exons: 5
Coding region: 36-722 (228 amino acids)
Cellular component (GO): membrane; cytoplasm
Source: RefSeq, a predicted model, not a curated record
AUCACUCUAAGAUCUGUCAACUGUAAGAAAUUAAGAUGAAUAGGGUGUGGGCCAUGUUCAGCUCCUAUCCAUACAUUACCAAUGUGGUGGGCUAUACAACCCUGUUUGCCACUGCAGACCUGAUUCAGCAAAGCAUGCUGGGAAACACACAUGGCCAAAGCACCCAGCUCUGUGGGGAAAUUUCUGAAGAGGAGGCAUCAGUCACAUCCAGAGAGGAAAGAGCUGUGGUUCACCUCAAAAACUCUGAAUGGAGCAAGCAUUCAGCAGAACAAAAGGAUUCAUUAGUAAUGGUGACAAAUUUCCCAGUGCACAGUGUUGAAUGGAGCCAGACUUUUCGUGUAGCAUUGGUGGGGUUGUGUUUUCAUUCCAACUUCAACUACCACUGGCUACGUGCAUUAGAGAAGAGGUUUCCUGGGGGAGGGGCCAAAAUAAUAUUUGUGAAAGUGGUUCUGGAUCAGCUAGUUGCUGCUCCUGUAACAAUAAGUGCCUUCUACAUAGGGUUAAGCACCUUAGAAGGGCAAGAGGACCCCUUGGAAGACUGGAAACAUAAAUUCUGGACUUCCUACAAGACUGGAGUUGUCUACUGGUCCAUAAUGCAGGCAGUAAAUUUCUCUCUGGUUCCCCCGAUAGCACGUACAGUUUUUGUUGGAGGAAUCUCACUGGGCUGGACUGUCUUUCUGUGUCAUUUUAGACAACGAAAGAAUGAAUCUCCCUCCAGUUGA